This is a messenger RNA of Closterium sp. Naga37s-1, 1359 nucleotides long. NCBI's taxonomy places the organism in Eukaryota, Viridiplantae, Streptophyta, Zygnematophyceae, Desmidiales, Closteriaceae. The record is from the annotation of a GenBank genome assembly.
AUGCUUCCGUCGUUCAUGGUCAAACUAUUUUGGAAAAGGAUGGACAAGGUGGCGGAGGGAGUAGGAGAGGGAGGGGGUGCUGAACACGAGGGAGGAGGCGAGGGGGCGCCACGCGUCGUGGUUGAGUAUAGCUACGAGGAGGAGGAGGAGAUAGAGGAGGAUACAUCGAGGCAAGCUCAGCACGGGCAGGCAAAGGGGGACGAUGGGGCUGUCGAGGAGCAGGAGGGCGGAGCGGCUGCGCAUGAGGGUGGGGCAGGAGUGCAGCAGCAAGAGGGCGGGGCGGCUGUGCAGGAUUUUGGGACAGGAGUGCAGCAGCAGGAGGGCGAGGCGGCUGCGCAGGAGGGUGGGGUCGGAGGGCAGCAGCAGGAGGGCGUGGCGGCUGCGCAGGAGGGUGGGGCGGGAGGGCAGGAGCAGGAGGGCGGGGAGGCUGCGCAGGAGUGUCGUCGAGGAGAUGAGCGACAGGUCGCAAUAACAAGGAGACACUGCAUGGCCAGUGGCAGCAGACAGGCGGGCCCUUCGACCGGGCGCCCUUCAACGGCAGGCCAUUCGACGUCGGCCAUUGCAUCUGGAGGCCAGGUCGUCAAGCUACUGCAGAGGGUCCCGGAGUCGUCGAAGAGCACGCUGAAGCAGUGCAGCGACGCCGUAAACGGUGUCACGGAGGAGAGGAAGCUGUUGGAAGGGGCGCGCACGAAGCUCGACAAGAUGAGCGGGAAAAUCAUUGAGGGGGUGGCAUCCGCUAUCACAAAAGCGAGCGAGGACGCCGUCGAGAAGCAGCUCAAGCUUGUCGAGGAGCGGCUAGUUGCUUCGGUCGUGAAGGGUAUUGAGAAAGCCGUCAAGGAGGACUUGUUCUACUCCACCCUCCCGCCCGAGAGCAUGAAGGAGCUGAAGGACGUUGUGAGAGAAGGCUACCAAGAAGCUGAAGCUGGCAGAUUGGAAGUCCUCACCGAAGCGAUGGCGAGAGGGUUUCGAGGCUCGGCGGGCCCGUCGACGAGGUCGCGUCAGGAGGAGGGGGUGGCUGGUGUUUGCAGCGGGGUUGAGCGUCGAGUUCAUGAGCGCUUGGUUCCUCCUUUUUCUUCGGUGGGAGGACAUGUCGGCAGCCCGGUAGCAUCCCCACCGUCGCGUGCCCGUCAGACCGUCGGCAAGUCCUUCGAGGACAACGAGGUCAUCGUACUCGACCAGUCGCCCCUUCAGAAGACCUCCGAAGCGGCACCGAAGCCUCCGCCUGAUGCUUUUCCUCUGCUGCGGGCCAUGCUGCAGGACCUCGGGAAAAGGGGUGGGAAAGGAGUGGUUGCGGGGGAGAAAAGUGGUGCCCCAAUCGAAUCCGUCGCCUCAGUCGGGAAAGGAGCCGUGGAAAAGUGA